Molecule: messenger RNA, 1700 nt
Organism: Marmota monax (woodchuck)
Lineage: Eukaryota; Metazoa; Chordata; Mammalia; Rodentia; Sciuridae
Gene: Htd2
Product: hydroxyacyl-thioester dehydratase type 2
Exons: 1
Coding region: 1-522 (173 amino acids)
Source: RefSeq, a predicted model, not a curated record
AUGAGGAUGCUGAAGAUGUUCCCAGUAGUAUCCAGCUAUUGCCUUCCGUGGGGUGGACUUCAAAGGAGAUUCUGCCUGAGUCAACCAGCGUGGAGCAGACAGCUCCUGCAGCAUGUGCACGUGAGGGUUGGGGACCGGGCUGAACUCAGCAGGGCCUUCACACAGAGGGACGUGGCUGCCUUCUCAGAAUUAACGGGAGACGUCAAUCCUUUGCAUUUAAAUGAAGAUUUCGCUAAACACACUAAGUUUGGAAGGACAAUUGUACAUGGAGUUUUGAUCAAUGGGCUCAUCUCAGCUCUCUUGGGUACGAAAAUGCCAGGACCAGGCUGUGUAUUUCUCUCCCAGGAAAUUAACUUUCCCGCUCCUUUAUAUAUUGGAGAAGUGGUUUUAGCUUCUGCAGAAGUGAAAAAGCUGAAGCGGUUUGUUGCUUUUAUUGCCGUGUCAUGUUGUGUAAUAGAAAGUAAAAAGACUGUUAUGGAAGGCUGGGUUAAGGUUAUGGUUCCAGAAGCUCCCAAAUCCUAAUUAUAGGUGUUAAGUUAUAAGUUCAAACACCAAUGUGAUUGUUAUUUAAGAGCAUCUGGGGAAAUGGGCCACUUGCUAUUCAUCACCAAGGAAAGGCCAAGAGACUCAGAAGCUACCUUAGAGAAGGGGGGCAGUUAGAGGGGUAAGCGGGUGUCCACUUUCCAAUUUGAACUUCACCCAGAGCUGAGUAGAUGCAUGACUACAUCAUCAGUUAAGAAUUUUUUUGUAGUUGUUUUUUGGAGUUUUUAACCAUUGAGCCACAUCCCCGUCCCUUUUGGUUUUUUAUUUUUUGAGACAGGAUCUUGCUAAAUUGCAUAGGGCCUCACUAAGUUGCUGAGACUGGCUUUGAACUUGAGAUCCUCCUGCCUCAGUCUCCCGAGUUGCUAGGAUUACAGGUUUGUGCCACUGCACCCAGCUGUUGAAGUUUUUUAAAUUGAAAAAGAAAGUAUCAGGAGGCUUACUUAUCUGAAGGGUGUACUUUCAGAAUUUAAACCUAGUUAGAUUUGUGUUUGAUAAACACCUACCUAUAUCUGAGUAGAAUAGGUUUCUCACUGGAUUUUUAUAACUGUCAAGCAUUUGCUUGCUGAAGGCAGCAGUGGAACUUGGCUCAUCUUUGAACACUUACCCUUUACCAGUAAAUAUUCUUAGAUACCUUCCUCUCUGUUUCUGGGUCAGUUUAUUGUAAUUUGUUAUUUACACCAAGAUGGCAUCUUGCUCAUCUUUCUGUGGAACUUGCCUUUCAGGUCACUGUUACCAGAGAAGGGCUUGUGGGCAGACUUGGAUUCAAUUAUGUAAACUGUGUCUCAUCUAGAAAAUAGCGAUAACAUGUACUGGGCAGGAUUAUUGUUGGGAACAGCAGAUACACAGUUAAGCAUAAGGCUCAGCUGUGAACAGUAGCUGCUAUUGUCCAUUUCCUCUGUGAGUGAGGUUAGGAGUUUUCUUACAUUUAAAGCAGGGUAGCCUACAAUUAAGCAGGCAUCAGACCAUCUUUCAGGCUGUCAGUCAAUCUGUAUUAGUAUUUUAAUCUUGGAAUUGAAUCUUCAAUGCAGAGUUUCUAUUUUAACAAUCCAGACAGAUUAUUUUCUCCCUCCCUUGGAAAUGUGGGUUCACAUUGUGUAGAUACACAAAUACAUGCUUUAUUGUAAAAAUAGAAGAAAUAAAAGGUAUAAGAAGGCCAA